Molecule: messenger RNA, 2179 nt
Organism: Aricia agestis (brown argus)
Lineage: Eukaryota; Metazoa; Arthropoda; Insecta; Lepidoptera; Lycaenidae
Product: glucose dehydrogenase [FAD, quinone]-like
Exons: 3
Coding region: 41-1849 (602 amino acids)
Molecular function (GO): ecdysone oxidase activity; flavin adenine dinucleotide binding
Source: RefSeq, a predicted model, not a curated record
UUAAAAAACAACUAGUAAAAACCUUUUUAUUAUUAUUUCAAUGCUAAUAACCUCAAACCAUGAACAGCAAUACAUAGUCCUUAAACUCCUCAAUAUGUCUCCUGUGCACUGUUUCGAAUUUUUGGUCUUCAGUUUUUGCAUACAAUCAUUUUCGAUUUUUACUUAUUUAUACUACUACGCAGACUUUGCAGCGAAAUCACUGACACAGGAACUAAAAUAUGAAUAUGAUUACAUCAUUGUUGGAUCCGGCACGGCAGGUUCGCUAAUAGCUCACAGACUUGCUGUAGAAACAAAUUACUCAUUUAUUGUACUAGAAGCUGGAGGAGGAAGCCACAACUUCCAUGAUGUACCAGCUUUUGCGCCACUUCUACAUGUGUCAGUGUAUGAUUGGGGAUAUGAGACUGUCUCCCAGGCGCAUGCUUGUUAUGCAAUGGAAAGAAAGAAGUGUAAACAAACUCAAGGCAAGAUAUUUGGAGGGUCAGCAAAACUCAAUAACAUGAUUCACGCAAGAAGCAAUUUGUCACAUUAUGCAGACUGGUUCCAUGGAAAAUAUACUAUUAAGGACUUAGAAUACCACUUUGCACAAACUGAAAAAAUGUUCCAAUUAAGUGACAUCCAAUACCAAAGUAAAUUUAGUGAAUCAGUAUUAAAAGCUGCCAAAGAAUUAGGAUAUGAUGAAAUAAAUGACUUUAAUGUAGGUUUUAUGAGACCUAAGUACACUCAGAAAAGAGGAAAAAGGUGGACACCAGCACAAAAAGUGUCAGCACAUCACAUUAGAACAAAUGUACUUGUAGAAAAGCUUUUAAUAAGGAAUAAUAAAUGCUUUGGUGUUCAAAUCAGUGGUAAAAAAGUGUAUGCUGCAAAAGGAAUCAUAGUAUCUGCAGGGACAUUUAAUUCUGCCAAAAUUCUACAAUUGUCUGGAAUAGGUCCUGCGGAGUUGUUGAAGUCCCUCGGGAUACCUGUGAUAAUGGAUCUUCCAGUUGGCAGAAAUCUGCAGGAUCAUGUUGGGACUGGAUUAGAUCUUAUACUGUUUGAUACUCAACAGUUAGUUGGGAUGUGGGAAAUUAUGCAUCCUAUGAGUGUCUAUAAUUACUUUGCCCAUGGCAAUGGUCCCAUGACGACGCCUGGAUGUGAACUAAUAGGAUUUUUAUCCACUAAAAAUACUUCUACACCUGAUAUACAAUUCAUGGUGCUACCUGUUGGCAUAUCUGCAGAUCGGGAUAGCCACUUAAGAAAGUCAUUGAGAAUAAAUGAUAGGACAUGGCAUAAUUAUUACAGUAGACUAUACAAUAAGUAUGCAGCAACAAUAUUACCAUUACUACUGCAUCCGAAAAGCAAAGGUGAAGUGAAAAUACAGAGCAAAGAUCCAAAAGUACCACCAUUGAUCGAUCCAAACUAUUUAGCUGAGACAGAUGAUGUUAGAACAUUAAUAGAAGGAUUAAAAUUAGUGAAAAAGUUUGUAGAAACUAAAUCAAUGAAAGAUCUAGGCGCUAAACUAAAUACUCUACCGUUCCCUGGCUGCGAGCAUUACAAGUUUUAUUCCGAUGAAUACUUGGAAUGUUAUAUACGACAUUUGACACUAACUAGCUACCAUUCAGUUGGUACAUGUUCCAUGAGCUCAGAUUCUAAACAUGCUGUUGUAGAUACAUCGUUUAAAGUGUUUGGUGUUGAUAACUUAUACGUAGUUGAUGCCUCAGUACUGCCAACAUUACCGAGUGCCAAUAUAAAUGCUGCUAUAGCAUUGAUGGCAAACCUAUUCUUCGAAGAUGCUAUAAAAAGGAAGUCUGAUAACUUGUAUUGUAACGCAAAUCCCUUUCCGCAAGAAAUAGAUAAAUGUUGGCCAUCAUGAAGUCAUGAUGGUCUUGAUAUAAAUGGAUAAUAUUGUGCCAUUCCAAUUAAUAAUAAGAAAAAGGAAAUUUAAUAAUAGGUAAGUGUUAUUUAUUGCAUAAAUCUGUUAUAUAAUUUGUCAAAGUUCCUAUUUAGAUUAAAUCUUAAAUGUAAAACAAAGCAUAGAACUUAAUCUAGUUUUUAUUAAGUCUUUUAAUAAAAAGGCAUUUUCUAAAACAAGUAGAUUAUAUUUUUGGUGUCACAUACCUAGACCUGUUCUUAAUCUGUGGCCUAUUGUUUAAUAUUGAAAUCUGUAAUAAUACAGCUAAAGAUACCUUAAAAUAUAAGAUUG